AAACGCUCAGUUCACCCUUCGACGCACGUUCCCGCGCAGGACGAGUGCGCGUCCCCGCACCCAUGUCGCCAUUUUGAUUCGAAAAAAUAUGACUGAGUUUUUCCUGCUUUGCGUGUUAAACUUAGCCUCGCGUACGAGUGUGGACCGAACACGCGCUGUUUGAAAUAUCAGGCGUCCCCGUCGAUGCCGGGAAGCCAAUCGCGCACGACGAGCGUUUUUGGGGCGAUUUUUAAGAAGGCAUAUUUGACUCAGCUAACUUGAGGCAGCUAGCAAGCAGUCGCUGGCAGUCGCAGGCUGACUGAGCUUCUUCAAAACAAACCAGCAGACUUCCAGGCUGAUGGAAGCUCGCUAGCGCGGCCGGCGAACUGUUAGCUCUACAGCUAGUGACUAAGGCAUUGGCUGCUGGACGCUAAAAGUACAAGGUUAAAAACCCCCACACCAACACAACCGAACGGGAUUUUCAAAUCAAAGGUUAUGCUGAGCCUCCCACCGUCUCAUCUCCAAAAGAGGCCUGUGUUUUGAAAGGAGACCCAUGCUGAUAAAUGCCAGGCCUCGCCACACUUUCUGUCUUCAGCACGAACACAAAUGCCUGCCUGCCCGUGGGGGAGGUCUGAUUAAAGAUAUCCACAUUACAUUCACUGGACUGUCUCCCCCAUCCCGGCGGCCAUCAUGUUUUGGAAGUUUGACCUACACACCACCUCCCACAUCGACCAGCUGCUGGACCGGGAGGACGUGACGCUGAGGGAGCUGAUGGAGGAAGACGAUGUCUUGCAGGAGUGCAAGGCCCAGAACCGUCGCCUGCUCCUCUUCCUCUCCCAGGACCACUGCAUGCAGGAGCUGGUCAGUCUCAUCACCACAGAGCCAUCUGCAGACCUGGAGGAGAGGAGCCGCUUUAAGCUACCCAACAUUGCGUGUGAGCUCUUGACCUCAGAUGUGUCCAUUAUCAACGAUAAGCUGGGUGGAGAAGAGUCUCUUCUUGAAGUGCUGUACCACUUCCUGGAACAGGACCCACCCCUCAACCCUCUACUUGCCAGCUUCUUCAGCAAAACCAUCGGCAAUCUCAUUGCCAGAAAAACCGAAGAGGUAAUCACCUUUCUCAAGAAAAAAGAAGGCUUCAUUGGGCUGGUGCUGAAACACAUAGAUGCGUCUGCUAUGAUGGACCUGUUGCUUCGCCUCAUCAGUUGUGUGGAGCCUGCUCCCUUGAGGCAGGAGGUCCUCCAUUGGCUGAAUGAGGAGAAGCUGGUACAAAGACUCAUAGAGCUUAUUCAUACUGGUAAAGAUGAGGAGAGACAAUCAAAUGCGUCCCAAACACUUUGUGACAUUAUCCGCCUUAGCCGAGACCAGGCCAAUCAGAUGCAGGAGAACAUGGAGGCUGAUCCACUAUUGGCUGUGUUAGAAUCACAAGAAACUGUAGCAGGACUCCUCAAGAACAUGUUUGAGGGGGAGAGGAAUGAGGCUUCCAUCGUUAACGGAACUCAAGUGCUACUUACCUUACUAGAGACUAGGAGGUCUGGGUUGGAAGGGCUGAUGGAUAUGUAUUCUCAGGGUUAUGAAAGGUCUUACACUGUCAACAGCAGUAUUUUAAAUGCCAUUGAGCCCCAUUUAAAGGACUUCCAGCAGCUUCUUCUGGAUCCCCCAAAGAAAGGUGCAAUACUGACCACCGUUGGCGUUCUGGAUCAGCCACUGGGGAACGCUCGCCUUCACGUGGCCCGCCUGGUAGCUGCCGUCCUGCAGACCACUUCUCCGAGUAUCUGCCAAGAGCUCUGCAACCUUGGCACCAUGGGCCUACUACUGGAUCUGUUCUUUAAAUAUUCGUGGAAUAACUUUUUGCACUUCCAAGUGGAGCUCUGCGUGGCAGCCAUCCUGAACCAUCCUUCCUCAGAGGAGCGUCUUAACCCAAGUCUUCAGAACCACAACGGGAAGCUGGCAGAAUCAGCAACUGAAGCGCCCAAUGAAGCAGCAGAGACAGGCGAGAUCAGUGACCCAGAGACCUCCCUUCAUAAUGUCCUUGUGGCACAUCUUUUCCAGAAGUGUCGAUUGGUACAAAAGAUCCUUGAUGCCUGGGAGGAGAAUGAUAAAAUACAGUCCGAAGGUGGUACCAGAAGAGGCAACAUGGGUCAUCUGACCCGAAUUUCAAACAUGGUGGUCCAGAACCUGGAAAAAGGACCGGUACAGGCCCAGAUUGCAGACCUAAUCAAAGAGCUGCCAGAAGACUGCAGAGGUCGCUGGGAAAGUUUUGUGGAUGAGACGUUAAGAGAAACUAAUAGAAGAAACACAGUUGAACUGGUGAGCACACACAACAUGCAUUCGUCCAGCGAAGACGACGACAUGGAGAGUCCCUUUCCCAACGACCUGUCGCUCCAACAGGCUUUCUCUGACUAUCAGAUUCAGCAGAUGACCGCCAACUUUGUGGAUCAGUUUGGGUUCAACGACGAGGAGUUCAGCGAACAUGAUGAAAACAUCAACGCCACAUUUGACAGAAUUGCAGAAAUAAACUUCAAUUUAGAUUCUGAUGAUAACAGUGCCAAUGCAGCAGCUUUUGAGGCCUGUUGUAAAGAGAGGAUACAUCAGUUCGAUGAUGCUGAUGAGGAAGAGGACAUUUGGGAGGAGAAGGAAAUCAACUAUGCAACACAAGCUAAAUCUAGAACAAGGUUUGGGGUGUCCCAAACCUCAGAAGGAAGCUCCCGGAGCAGUCUAGAGAAUGGUGGUCAAGAGCAAGACUGCGGCUCAGAAUCUGAUGAGGAGGAAGAUUUUGAGCAGAACACAUCAGAUACAGGUCCAGGCUGGACAGCAAAUUUCAGGGACUCUGAAGGAAACACAGCAUCCCAGACUUUGUCAGGGUGGGACACACCUCCCGGGAGUGGAACCGACACCCAAGAGACGGGUUGGGCCAAUUUCACGGCAUUCCAGCCUUUCUCUUCGAGCACAGAGACAGAGCCCAGGUGCAGCUCCCCUGUGGAUGGUGGCAGCAGUGGCACAGAUAAACAAGCCAAACAAAACCACGAGGAAAGCACUCAAGCCAACUCCCCUUCCUGCAUCGGACCGUCGGGGGACGGGAAGAAGGCUCCUCCCGCUGCCACAGACAACAGCUCGUCUGGAGGAUCAGACAGCGAGGAGGACGCCGCUACUCCCAGCGCAGCUACCCUUAUAGAACCAGCCAGCUCCCCCGGCAGCAAGACAGCUGACCUCACAAGCGAGGCAAGUCCUGUAUCUCUAGAGAAACUCUCACUGUCGGACCCUCCUGAGGCCUCGCAGCAGCAGCCGUCUCCUCCUGAGGUUUUGCAUUUAACCACACAGACUGACAGAAUAGAGGAGACGCCGCCACCCCAGGAAGUGGCCGUCAACGGGCCAGUGUGAGUGCACACAGGUUUUGGCAGGCGGCAACAACAGGGGUGAUCUAAACAGUGGCGGCGGCCGCAAACUGUAAGCCUCCUUCAGAGUGACUUCUUUAAAAUAACCUCAGUGCGACUCCAGUGUUUUUACCGAAUCACUCUGCCAUGUUAUUGGACCUGGACACUGCCAAUCGACACCAGUAACGAAGCGGCGGAACAUGUACAAAAAAGUAUAUAUAUAUAUAUAUAUAUAUAUAUAUAUAUAUAUAUAUAUAUAUAUAUAUAUAUAUUAUACCAGAAAAAGGACAAAAACACAGAACAGCGUUUAGAGGAACUUCAAAGCCUUUUUUUCCUGAUGUUGCACAUAAAUACGUGCGGUUUUAAUGUAGCAGCAAUCUUUGAGGGGGGGUAACAACAACAUUAUCAUUAUUUUUUUAUGUCCAAAACGAUUUCUCUUCUACUGGUGGAACCUAAAAGAAAGGCUUUUACAUUGUUGCCCCAUUUGGGGAUAGCACAGGCAACACUUUUUUAAACACGCCUCAAUAAUACUUUUUUUGUGGGGGGGAGCACUUAUUCAGCCAUUUUUCUGUCUGUUUUAGCACAAAAUAUCAGUGUUCCGCCUUCCCUGCUGCAGGCUGUCUCUAUCCAUCCUCUCAACCACAUCUCGGUUUUACUAUUUUUCUGUACUUUUCUUUUUUUUUGGUUACGGUCUAAAGUCUCAUCUUUAAUUGUCUCCAGGUGUCUGAAUGUGUCAUGGUGGAGAAGGAUCAAUAAACACAGCUCAAUUGUAUUACUGUCUUUUGCUCAAGUGCAAUAAUGUCAAUUAGUCCUUUUUAAUUUAAAUUCAGCCUAUUUUAAGAAAGAAAAAUCAAGAUGGCAGUCAUCCAGUGUAGUUUUGCUUAAUUAUUUUAUUAUUGACUGUUUCCCCUUCUUUUUCUUAGUGCAUGCAUAAGUGACCUCACUAGUGAGCUAAGACCUUCUGAUUGUAUUAAUCUUAAAUUCCCUCUUUCAAUCAACCAAUUAUCUACUUAAUAUAGCUGCAUCUACAGGUCUUUGUUUUACUAGCCAUUUUAAAUACUAUUUUCUGUUGCUCUCUCUCUCUCCACAAAGCAUUAGAUAGCAGGCUGUACAAGAGUGGCAUCUGAAAGGAGUAACGCUGUAUUGUUUUCCCUUUUUUUUUUUUCAAUGUUUAAUUUAAUUUGAUCCCGAAGCUGCAGGAUUGGAAAAGAGGGCAGGUGCUGGGUUCGAGCAAAGCCCCAGGCCUCUUGGUGUACUUAAAUCACUUGACAGUGAUCAGGUUCUAUGAUUCAUUGUUUAUUCAUUGUUCAAACUGAGAAUUAAAUGUGUCUGGUUGACCACAUUAAUACCA
This is a messenger RNA of Nerophis ophidion (straightnose pipefish), 4701 nucleotides long. Its product is annotated as serine/threonine-protein phosphatase 6 regulatory subunit 2-like. The transcript is spliced from 23 exons. NCBI's taxonomy places the organism in Eukaryota, Metazoa, Chordata, Actinopteri, Syngnathiformes, Syngnathidae. The coding region runs from base 670 to 3357 and encodes 895 amino acids. Gene Ontology annotation, cellular component: nucleus; cytosol. Gene Ontology annotation, molecular function: protein phosphatase regulator activity; protein phosphatase binding. The record is from RefSeq and is a predicted model, not a curated record.